Trypanosoma theileri is the source of this 1338-nucleotide messenger RNA. Its product is annotated as pyruvate dehydrogenase (lipoamide) kinase. The transcript has a single exon. Gene Ontology annotation, molecular function: pyruvate dehydrogenase (acetyl-transferring) kinase activity. Gene Ontology annotation, cellular component: mitochondrion. Gene Ontology annotation, biological process: protein phosphorylation; regulation of glucose metabolic process. The record is from RefSeq and is a predicted model, not a curated record. NCBI's taxonomy places the organism in Eukaryota, Euglenozoa, Kinetoplastea, Trypanosomatida, Trypanosomatidae. Bases 1 to 1338 code for a protein of 445 amino acids.
AUGCUUCGUAGUAGUUUGCGCUGCUUGACUCCAAGUCUUCGAGACCUUAUUCAUCGUCUGGACUCUUUUGAGAAGGAAAUUAUUGAGCUAAAGGCAUUUCGACAGGCUGUGGAAACGUCAUCACCAGAUGUUGCUGCGGCUGCCGAAGCUCUAGCGAAAGAACGUCGGAAGGCUAAACCACAAAUUGAUGUUGUCUUGGAAAAUCCAUUGACAGCGGGGGAGUUUGUGGAACUGAAUCAAUUUUAUGCACUUCAGAUAAUGCAGAGUUUGCCGUUGGGAAAUAUGGUUCAUAUACGGACUUUUGAAGAUCUUUGUGCUCAUGCCAAACUUGUACAUCGAGAAUAUCUUGUUCGUGUGGCUCAGCGAGCUCGUGCUCUUACCCAUGCCCCUGUUGGAUUAUCUCAAAUGCCCUCUAUUCAGGAAUUACGUCGCUGGUAUGAGUGGAGUUUUCAUGAUGUUAAAAGUACAAGUCCUCCUGUUGAUAGGCAAAGUGCAUUAAAUUUCGAUACCCUUAUUCGUCGUGUAUUUUUAAGGCACUAUAAUGUAAGUGCACUUUUGACGGACGCAAUGUAUGAACUUGGUGAGCGUGAAAGGUGGACUGAACGAAGUUUCUCAGAUAAAUCGCUUGCCGAUACUUUUGAGGAAUUACAAGAGUUUUUUCAUGGUUUUUGUAUGGGACGUGUUCGAUUACGGUUUCUUGUGGGUAAUUAUAUGUAUUUAUCAACACGUAUUUUGGACGUGGAACCAAAGGAUUCCGAAAAACUUACUGUACCUUUAUUUUUUGAUCAUGAUCCUGAAAAAUUUGCUGGUCAAAUAUGUCGGGAGUGCUCAUUAACCCAAUUACUUAAAUGUGCAAUUCGUUCUGCAAGGGAUAUAUAUGAUGAAGCGGAUAUUGAACUUCGUAUUGCAGGUGAUGAAUCUCUUACUUUUGUUGGUAUUCCUUAUAUUUUGUAUGAUAUUUUGUCUGCUAUGAUUGAUGAUGCCAUUCAGGCAAACCUUCUUCGACAAGAAACGUUUGGGGUGGCAUGUACUCCUGUUGUAAUUACUCUCGCUCAGCAAGAAGGUAAUGAGCGGUUUUGUGUCCGAGUUUCUGAUACUGCGGGUGGUAUGCCACUUGGGAAAGCAGAGCAUGUUUUGAGGUACUGGUCUUUUUAUAAAACAGAAGAAAAAGAGCCAAAAUUAUCUAGUACUUGGAUUCACAGUCCUAUACGAAUGCCUUAUGCGUAUUGUGCUGCACAGACAAUUGGUGGUGAUAUUUCUGUCUUCUCCAUUGAAGGCUAUGGUACUGAUAGAAUUUUGUAUCUCCCUUCCACAGGGGUUCAGAAUAUACAUAUUUAG